AUGCCGGUAACAGCUGGUUGUACUUCUCACCACUGUGUCCUUUGCUUUCAACUAGGAAGAAUGCUAAGGUGGAGACGCAUCCUGCUGCAUCAUUUUCUUCUGUAUCUUGGCAGCCUCUUCUACCUUAGAACCUUGCUGUGCUCUACCCAGUACCCCUUCGACGACUUAGAAUACUACCCAACGGUAAAGCCGUUUGAGGCGGGGAAGUUUCAAAACUUUAUUCCCUAUGUUUCUUCACCCUUAGUUGGCAGCUCGCAGAAGAGUAACCAGCUGGAUUUCGCAAAAACUCCCCCAUAUUCUGGAACAUUUUCAUCCGCGAACCAUGAAGUUGUCGGAGUGCUACAGGCCAGGUGGAACAGAACGGAGAUUAGCGCCAACCUCACUACGAAGACAUCUUCUGUCAAACCAGACGGAGGUGUUACCGUCCAGUAUUGGUUACCAGGCAAUCCUUUUGGAUCCUCACCGUCGCAAGAUGUUCGGGACAAGGAAUCGGAAACACGAUUCGUAUCAUCCGACACUGGGGAAGCAACAACUGUCGGUUCUCGACUCCGACAAAACGGAAGGUCUGUUUCCUCUUCAGAAGAUCGAUCAAACGUUAUCCAUGGUGCGCCAAGCUCUUCUACAACAGCGAGUGCAUGGGGGAAAAUCAAGGCGCAGUUCCUGCCGGAUCAAUACGACAUGCCCGUUGACCAAGGCAACGAUCCGCUGGUCCAUCUCAGGAAAAAUGGGACAGCGACUCGGGAGGCACACCGGGGCAGUUACUUCCCACUUGCGGAACAUAUCUCAAAGACGAACGACUUAGUCAGACUCUACGGGCCAGACUCCCCCGAGCUGCAGGAAACGGCGCAGUCCGUUCUCCAGGUCCUCCGCCAGACAGGAAAUGACACAGAUAUUUAUAACGCAGUGUCAACACUUCCACCCGACAUCAUCAUCAAACUGGUCAUGAACAGUACUGACGCAUACAGCCUUGUUCGCUGUCGGAAAGGUUACCAAGCUGUAUCUACGUCUCUCUGCGCCUCUCCACUGGGGGAAGAAGUCCCAAUUCAGGGAUCCUGUGUCGGUGCGGGAUCCUACGACACGGACAUGGGACGCUGCUUUACCGUCUCGGAGAUUGAACCGAUCUCGACCUGCCCCAUUGGCUACCGGAUAGCACGUACUCCGCUCGAUUACCGUUAUGGGCCGUGUAGACCAAUCGAGCGUCUCCCUGCUCUUCCCAGUUGUGACCCUCCUUAUGUGUUAGAUCCGCCUAUGGCCAAGUGCUUGUAUAACAGCACCCAUCCGGGCUAUAUCGGCUGUCCUCCGGGUGCCAAGACUCUCAAUGAAACGACGUGCGCCGUCUCCACUCAAGUUGUUAGAAUUCCUCAGUGUCCACCAGGAUACAAGAGCACCCUCCUUAAAGAUGGGAGUGGGGAGUGCAGCAAGACACUCAAGUUUCGCGGCGAAUACCUUGCUACGCCACGGUGCAAAGGGGGCGCGAAGGAGUUGGUCAACUACGACCUCUAUGACGAAGAAAACCAUCCUCUUGUGACCUGCAUCGCCACUGAAGUCAUCAAAACAUUCGCUGCUUGUCCUCCAGAAACUAUUCCAUACGAAGACUACCUCGAGGCGGGAAAUGAUCCACCUGUGAUAUUCGACAGCUCACUCGGACAUCCCGCGCGAACAUGUGUAAGGACGGAAGAGGGUAUCAUACGUCCCUCUUGUCACGAUAUGCUGGGACAAGUUCCAUUCAUUCUACUCGGAAGAGGAGAAACUGAGCCGUUUGAUUACUCGUUAAUGAUGCCGAACUCUCUUGUGGAAGAAGUCAUUCGGCCAGACUGGACGAAAUUAUCCAGGCGGAUAGGGGGAAAUGGCAACGUGUACUACGAGAGAGAGAACCUCGAGAUAUCCAUCCACUGUCUCUCCUUUCAUUAUGCACAGCCAGUUUUGCGCUGCCCCGAGGGGACAGUCCAAAAUGGCCUGAAGCUUGAAGAAUGCAAACGAAAAGCUUUCGUUGAUUUCGUCCUGAUGUGCCCCCCGGGAUACACUCUUAAUGAAGCUGGUCUCGUCUUCGGUCCAUACAAUGCACCCAAACCCAAGUGCAUUGGCAAGCUGCGUGCUGCCACCCAAUACUACUGUCCGGAGGUAUGUGUUGGAACAAACUCCACGAGAUGCGGCAAGGAAGUAGCAAACAGUCUUACAACGUGA
Molecule: messenger RNA, 2184 nt
Organism: Neospora caninum
Lineage: Eukaryota; Apicomplexa; Conoidasida; Eucoccidiorida; Sarcocystidae
Exons: 7
Coding region: 1-2184 (727 amino acids)
Source: RefSeq, a predicted model, not a curated record